Messenger RNA from Mobula hypostoma (lesser devil ray), 10760 nucleotides. RefSeq names its product epsin-2-like. NCBI's taxonomy places the organism in Eukaryota, Metazoa, Chordata, Chondrichthyes, Myliobatiformes, Myliobatidae. Gene Ontology annotation, biological process: endocytosis. Gene Ontology annotation, cellular component: plasma membrane; endosome; clathrin vesicle coat. Gene Ontology annotation, molecular function: clathrin binding; phospholipid binding. The record is from RefSeq and is a predicted model, not a curated record. The transcript has 12 exons. The coding region runs from base 306 to 2138 and encodes 610 amino acids.
UGGGGAUCGAGCGGGAAGGUGGUGAGCAGAGCUGCAUAAAAGAGAUGCCAGCAUCCGUCAGCUGACCCCAGCGUAAUCCGCAGCUGGAAAGUUAAAGGGCUUGAACAGGAAAGGAACGUUUUGUGAAAGGUGUUGGAUAUGUGACAGAGGUGGAACUGUCAGUGGAACAAGUUUGAUAAGUAAGCGCCUGUUCGGGAAGCAUGGAGCUUCAGUCAGGCUGAAAAAGGGAUCACAUUCCUGUGCAGAAAUUGUAAGUACUUGACUUCUAAGAGGAGCCCUGCAGAAGGAAAACAAAGCAGUCAACCAUGACGUCCUCAUCUCUCCGAAGACAGAUGAAAAACAUUGUAAACAAUUAUUCUGAAGCAGAGAUAAAGGUACGGGAGGCUACAUCAAAUGACCCAUGGGGACCCUCGAGCUCGCUGAUGGCGGAAAUCUCAGACCUAACCUACAACGUGGUGGCUUUCACGGAGAUUAUGAGCAUGAUCUGGAAGCGCCUCAAUGACCACGGCAAGAAUUGGCGUCACGUGUACAAGGCCUUGAUGCUGAUGGACUACCUGAUCAAGACUGGCUCCGAACGGGUAGCGCAGCAGUGCAAGGAAAACAUCUUUGCCAUUCAGACGCUGAAGGACUUUCAGUACAUUGAUCGAGAUGGAAGGGAUCAGGGUGUCAAUGUGAGGGAGAAAUCAAAACAGCUCAUCGCCCUACUGAAGGAUGACGAGAGGCUUCGAGUCGAGCGCAGUCAUGCACUGAAGACAAAAGAGCGGAUGUCAAGUGUGACAACAGGAGUAGGCAGCAACAACCAGAUUAUGUUCGGCCGGGGUUCCAGCCACCCAAACCUGUCUACUAGCCAAUCAGAUGAGUGCAGCAAAGUGGGUGGGUCACCUGCUUCCUACCAUGGCUCUACUUCUCCGAAGAUCUCCUCUGAGCUGGAGCAGACACGGCCUCAGACCAGCGGUGAAGAGGAGCUGCAGCUACAGUUGGCACUGGCCAUGAGUCGGGAAGAGGCGGAACAGAUUUUCAAAUGUGCCACAACAGCUGGCAGCCAAUCAAGAAACACUGUGACGACCUUGACUGCACAGGACGAGCGGCGUCGCCGUGGAGGUGACCUCCGUCUACAGCUGGCGUUGGAAGAGAGCCGGCAGAAGUUACAGAUACCAGGCGGGGGCCCUCACAAAAAUGAGACGGCUCUGCUUGAUCUGACGGACUCCACUCCAUCUCCCCUGGCACAGAAAUCUGACCCAUGGGGAACCCCCUUCCCAUCAGCAGCCACAGCCAAACCUGACCCAUGGGCUGCUGUAUCUCGUCCAGUAUCUACUGACCCUUGGAAGCAAAUGGCAGGUUCCAGGCUGGCUGCAACUGCCUCUGAUCCGUGGGGAGCUUCCAGCCACCCCCCUUCAGGAGAUCAGCCAUCAAGAAGCACAGAUCCCUGGGGCUCCGUCGCACCAGCCUCUGAUCGCGAUCCUUGGGCCCCGACCUCUCCCCCAGGAGCUUCCCCUUUCCACUCUCUUGGCACUGCAGAUGCAACUGUGACGGAUGACUUCUCUGCGUUCAGCCAUCUCCGAGGCUCACCCAAGAAAGCAGAAGGGCAGGCAACAGGUGCCAGAUUCGAGGGGCCGGGUAACGCCCUGACCACAGCAGCGACGUCCGGUGACACAGCCUUCCCCAACACCUUCGAUAUACCCUCCAUCUUGAGCAGCAAGGCCUCCAAGCCAUCCACCCCCAAGCACCAGCCCGUCAUGCAGAAGAACCCCGAAACCUUCCUGGGCCCCAACGCUUCGCUGGUAAACCUGGACACUCUCAUUGCCCGCACAACGCACCCUAAUGUGAACACAAACCCCUUCUUGAUGCAGGGUGCUCCCCCAGCAACAGCAAACCCGUUCCACAGCACCCCUACUCAGGUGUCCAGCUCCGUGAUGGCUGUAACCCAGACUCCAUUUGGACCCGUCAGCGUCAGCGGCACCCCUUUCUCCUCGAUGCCUGGGGUCGGGGUCGCGGUCGCUCCCAUGGUAACCAUGCCCGUUAUGGGCAUGCCUCAGGGUGCGAACGUGCAAAGGGUGAUGGGCCCGACCUACGUUGCUACGCCAACCCCUCCUGCCCCUGGCCCCUCUCCAAGAUCCACUAACCCAUUCCUAUUAUGAUGGUGGUCAGAGAAGUCCCUAUUUCAGCUCAAAACUUUUAAGUAAUCUGUUUUAUAAUUUUUUUUCUUCCCCCAUGCCAACUCAAGUACAAAAAUAUACCAAGUUUUUCCCUUUGGACGAUUGUGAUAUGACAACAUACAGAAAAGUUCCUAGAAUUUGACUUGUGAUGAAUAACGCUUGUGCACUAUGAAUUGGCAAACGGUAUACGUGGUUUAGGAGCACUUUAGGUAUUAGCAGCCUCUGUUUGUGCAGGAGCCUGAAGACACUACUCACUGCUUUCGGUGAUCAAGCUCCAGUAACAACUUCCAUUUGCACCAAGCUGAUGGUGUCUGACUGGGGCCCCUUACAGACUAAUCUACCCUGUCAAAUCCGUCCCUCAACAUUGGGAGCAGAUUACUGGCUGCCUGCUUGGGGGCAGAUAGAGGGUAGAUUAGGUCAUUAACAAGAGGCCAAAUAGUUGGGGAGGAAACAGUAUUUCUUAAUGUUCAGCUCUGGUAACCAUUAGAUGGCUGGAGCACCAUAGCAACAUUGUGAUAGUGGGUUGCACUGUCCAGGAACCUAGUUCUUGUUAGCCCCACUCUCAGCCCCGCCUGGGGUAAUAUCAUGCACUACUGCCUGACUCGAGAGAUCCUCUCCAGUCCUUCAGCACUUACUUUAUACAAUUCCCCAAUCAGUUCUGCAGGAUACGGCGUCUGAAUCGAAGUGCAGCUGCCUCCUCUAGGACUGUCAUUGAGUGGUGGAAGGGGAAAAGUAUGGCUUACUUCCUCUGAUUUCACCAUCUCCUGUUGCAUUGGUCUCUCAGUCAGUGUGCUGUCACUUUAUGGCCGGGUACAUUCACAGACCAGGACUUGUGAACCAUGGGGCGGAGCAGGCAAGUGAUCUGAAGCCAGCUCUGUUCAUCAACUUGUUGCUGAGCGCCCGGGCCAGGUACCUUUUAUUUGAGGUGAUACAUUACCACUCUGUCUGUUAUUCAAUGCUUCCCAUCGGGGUUUUUUUUUAAAGUAUCUUUUAAAAAAAUGUUUACAUUUUGUUGCAGUCGUAUGUUUACUAAUCUGUUUUUUUUUGUUGUUGGCUUGAGUGUUUGGAACCCAGGCCUGAAUGAUAAAACAUCUCUGCAGUUCCCUUACCUCCCCCUGGAUUCAUCAGCUCUUGACCUCACAUGCCUGAAUGAUUCAUUUUCUCAAAAUAAAAGCCAAUACUUACAGUCAGGACCUCAGACUUCUAAGAGGGAACAAUAGUAGAACUGAAACACAAGUGAAUCACAGAACCCAGUUUUCAAAAGAAUCUUGGACUAACACAUAUGACCACAGUGAGAAUGACAUAGCCACCCUAGCCAUCGUCAAGUAAAAGAGGUAGUUAACUGCAAAGGGCACUACAACAAACAAGACACCUCUAGCUGGUCUGCCAGCUUCAGGGGUACAAUUAGCAUGGGUGUUAUGUCCUUUGUGCACUUUCUGCAAUACAUAUAAGUAGUAGCCACUAUUUCUGUUAAAAUGUGGCUAGAAGGGGAAAGUGACUGGUGAAAGAUAUGUAACGAACAUAUUUCAGUUUGAAAAUUGCUUGAAACACUUGUAACUCUGGCUGAUGAAUCAGUGCUUCUUCACUUGCCCAGAGGGUUCUGCACCUUUCCUGUUGGCUUCUUGUAUUACUUGUCUCCUAGUCAAUCAUCAGACAGCCAUGCGUUUCUCUGGAAAUUUAGAGCAAAGGUGAGAGAUGGUCAAGAUGGAUGGAUACAGCGGUGAGAAACAUUCUGACUACAGUAUGGAUCUCAUCUCUGCCUCUUCAGACCUCUCUACUGGUCUUCAUGAGUGGAGAAAGUUCUGUGCUAAACUUUUGACUAAGACCUGUCAAAGAUACUUGUUGAACUCUUGAAGUGGCUAAUCUUUUAUACUGAACAUAACUUUCAAAUUCAGUGACUCUCCCCAUACAACGUGUUUUAAGUUUUCUUAUCAAAAUGUCCAGGUCAAACAACAUUAUUAAGUUUUUGUUUUAGUUUGGGUACCAGUGAGUGAGAGUGGUUGGACUUUCUAAAGUGUACCCUUUCUCCUCGCUGGCUCACUCAGAGGACAAUCAGAAUUGGCGAGGUCUGGUGGAUGAUCAACUACAUAGAAUACUUCUGAAGUUUACAAGCACAGAUUACAGGACAAAAACCUGGAGAAAGCAAGGACUCAGAUUUUUAAACCUGCAUUGCUCUGUUACAUUAUUUGACCAUUGCUGGUCAGGAUAAAGUUUUCAGACCUUUAUUGAACCUGUAAGAAAAGUUUCAAUAAUAAGAUAAUAUUGUUAUUAUUUAAAUAUUUAUUAGUGGGUUGCUUUAGUAUAGGAUCGAGGAAAUAAAAUGACUGUAAUUUCAGGAGAGAGAAAGUGGAUGGAGCUUGCAAUUCAGAAAGUACGAGCACUGCCUGAGGACAUUGUCUUGCACAGUAUAACUGUUGUACAUUAACCCACUACAGUAUUAAUGGUAGCCAUUUACAGUAAAGCUCAGUACUUGGCAGAAUCAAUGAUCUUUGAAUACUGCCUCUCCACAGUAUUAAUAGUCACUGCAUAUAGUAACCUACUGCAGUAUUAUGGUUUCUAACUAGUUCAUCGCAGUACUAAUAGAUUACUUAAAAUAGUGACACCCUAAUGCAAUUCUGCAUAAAAAGUCCACUUUUUAAAGUGAAAAAAAAAUCCCCAGUUAUUCAAUUGGAGCAUUGCCAAACAAGAAAAACCUUUAAACAAAGCCAUUGACAUAAGGGCAGGUAACCAAAACCCUGGUGGAAGGCCAUCAUUAGCAUACCUAUAUAAGCAUAAUAUAGGAUUAAUCCCUUUAAACUAUAAUCCUGUAUGAUAUUAACCAUGAAAAAAUGGUUGAUUGCCACCUUCUGAUAUUACCUAUGGAUACUGGUGCUAUGGUCAAUGUCCUGAGCCACAAGGCAUAGGUUUUUCUUAAUAUUGUGCAGUGACUGUCAUUUUCCUGACCAAGCAAGUUUCAGUACCUCUCAGGAAAGACAUAGCUUGAUUAAAACUGGACGAUAAUUACAGCACAAGAUACGUUUAAGUCUGAAGAUAGAUUUACUGCAGUUUUUUAAUAUUUAUUAUUGGAGAUGUAUUCUUGUCUUAAAGCUGUGACCUACACUGCAUUUCUUUACAUCUGCUUUUGUGAUCGUGAUUACAGUUUACACUCCAUGCUCAGGUGUGGUAUCUUUGUUUCAGUAAUCUCUCUCAGUACUGAUGUGAUACAGUGUGCAGCUCACACCAAAUGGGCAAGUUUUUGUUUUCACAAUCUUUCCUCCUGUCCCCUCUCAAGACAAAUCAAGCAUCCAACUUUGUAAAGGCAGUUUCCUAUCUGGCACUUCGUCCUUGUUUUCCGAUCAUGAGAUUAGUGAAGCAUGCCAUUCAGGCAGAAUUACUCUAAAAAUACUGUGGGUCAGGGCAGUACAAUGGGGAUAUAGUGCUCUUUUGCUGCUUAUAAUUAACAAAUUCAGACAACUGUGGCAGUUGCAAGAAAAGUAUCUUGCUUGGGGCUUGGAUCUAGGAUCAAAAUUCCAGCAUAUUACAGUUCACAUCUAAUGGCAUUGCCCUGGCACAGUGUAAAAGGAAAUUUGUAUCUAACCAUCCCUGGCAAUGCUGGAUGGAACAGCAAGUUUUACUUUGUCCUAUCAAACUUUCCCAGGGCAGCACAGUAUAGAAAAUCUUAAAUCUAUGCUGUUUUUGCCAUGAUUACAUUUGAGAGGACAGUUCAGAGGGAUCUGUAUUCUGUGUCUAAUGUGUACCAGCUAUGCUCUGACAAUUAAUGCUAACAUUUGUCUGAAAUUAUGGUUUCUCAUACAAGUAAAAAGUUUACUAAAAACUGAAGUGAAGAUAUGAGUACUGGCACGGUAGUUGCAGAUUAGGUGUCCGCACGUAGGUUUCAGGAUCACGUUGAAAGAUGUGAAGUUGUAAUGAACUGCUGGUAAUGCAGAUAGUGAAGGUGCAAAUCUUGAGGAUUCAAGAAGUCAUUGAAAAGAGUACAAUUUAUACUCUUAUUCAGAAUUAGAAACUUAUGCAUGUUUGAGACAAAUUGUAUGUAUGUGCAUGUUUUGAAAGCUCUCAUCCCUUUGCAGUUUUCACUCAACAUCACACACUUGAGCCAACAGCAUCUCUUUUGAAGUGUGUUGCUCUUUUUAUACCAUAGUAUUAAAUAGGCCGAUUCUUCUGACUUUUGUUCUUCCUUUGAAUCUGGAGAGAGCACAGCAGGAUUAAUGUUCUGAGAAAUGAGCCCAGAUGUGAGAAGAUUUUUGCAGAGUUGGAGAUUUUACUGUUUGAAAGUGGGAGAGAUGACUGUAGAAGCUUCCCAAUAACACUCCUUUAUGUGAGGGUUUGUCUUCAACGUGACUUACUGUUCAUGGGAGAUAGGAAAUGGAAGCAGCUCCGUUUCCACUUCACUUUAGUUGGUCUGAUCAAAACUAUAAUUAUCCGCUUCUUCAAUGAAAAAUUGAACAUUACCAAACUGUCCACUGCAAUUCUGCCUACUAACCGAUACAUACAUACAUUUAGCCUUUAGCCUACAACUUGGAGCUUUCAUUUCCUCAUUUUCCCUAAAGUAACUAUUUUAUAACAAUCUCUGUGAAUUGUUUCUGACAUCAAUUCUGAAAGGAUACUACACGGGAUAUAUUUAAUGACAUCAAUACUGAAACAGCCUGAAUCUCUGAAAACAUUUCUUCUCAACCUUUAUUUUAAAGAAAGACUAAACUGGUUUAGGAAUUGUACUGAGUAUUUUAUUUUUGUAAACAUUGCAGGAUUUAGAAAGAGACCUAGCUACCUUUUGUCACAUUUUACAUUUUGAGAAUUGACAUCGAGUUACUUUGCUUGUGUCAAUAGUAGCUGAUGUCAAAACUGCUUCCGUAUGCUCCUCGAAAGAGCUGUUGUUGCAAACUGCACAGACCCAAGGAGCAUCUGCACCUUUCUGCAUUGGCAAAACUCAGACUCAAGACCUGAUGCUUUCUCUUUCUUUACCAUCUCCACUUCUCAGUCAGACAGGUUGCAAUCUAGCAAAUGAAUAUUAGAUUACUGGUAGCUUUUUUUUCUGCCCCAGAACCUGCUGCCUAUAAUGCUAAUAGGUUUGAAUCUCAAACGUCAAUGGGUUCUUUUAAUUUUAAGGCAUUAAGGAAAUAGAUGUCCAAAGAAUUGAUUUGUAGGAUAUCUUAUGUAUUAAUUUUAAUAUUUAAUGUACAAAUAUUUAUAACUGAGGUGCAAGAAUCAAUACUAUAUACAGGGUGCAGUUCCAUGUUUUCUAAGUGAGCUAGCCCCCUUUCGUACGUUGACUGCUGGAAUGGUAAGAAUCUGCUUAUUCCUGGGUCUGGGACCCACUUCAUUAUUUUGUUAGAUGACUGUCAGUAUUUUUGAAGGAUUGUUUGCACUUACUGCUUGUAACACUAUACAGUGUAGUUCAUGUUUUAUUGCUCAAGUCGUUUGAUCUGAUAUCUUGCCACUGUCAGCUACAUCAGUGGUGCCCAGAAUUACUGUGUAAGCCCAUUUUUCACGUGGUUAGACUUUAUUUCCAAUGCAAAUAGCAGAAGACGUGGAAUCACUUCAGCUCAUUUCCAUCUACUGCUGUUCCAGCUGUGACAAUAUUUAUUCACUUGGAGUUGUACAAAAAAAAAUCACUAUGCUGUUACAGUGGCUUUAAAACUCACUUUGGCUCUCGCUAGCCCAUGAUAUUUCACUGGUUACAAAGGAAAUUCAAUCUAAGAUGAACCUGGGCACCUGAAUUUUUGUUAGUCAUUACAUUUUACUGUAGAUUUCCAUCGGUUUGGUUAAAUAUUUAAAGUCAUAUUUGCCAUAUUAACUGUACUUCCAAAAUAAAUGUGUGAACUUAUGUGCAAUGUUAUUUAAGAUCAUUUUAUAAAUUGGUAGAAAUGGGAAGAUUUGUCCCCAUAAUUUUCCUCACCUUCUGUUGCUCAAGAUUGUACACAAGUUCAAAGAAACUGGUAUUUAUCUCAAAUCAACGUCGCUCAGCAACUUAGUAUGCAUUCAUAUACACUGAAAACAUACUACUGGUUAGAAUACUGUACUAACCCUCUGGAAUUCAAACCCUGACCUACCAAUGUGGGAUGCAAACUUGACUGCUGAUUUUCAGUAAAUAGGAGUAUCAAAUUACAUAAUCGAGGUAGGUGGGCAAAUGAGCAAAGCUUCCUUCUCUGCAAUAAUCAGUAGGUUAUUAGAAAGUGCACUCACUUUACAAAAAGUUCAUAGAAAAAUACCAGCAAAAUGGUAUAGAUACAGUAUGGUAAUCACAUCACAAACGAGAGACUCUGCAGGUGCUGGAAAUUCAAGCAACAGACACAAAGUGCUGGAAUAGCUCAGUAGGCCACGCAGCAUCUAUGGGAGAAAAAGUACAGUGGACAUUUCAGGCCUGCUGAAGGGCCUUGGCCCGAAACGUCAAUUGUACUUUUUUCCAUAGAUGCUGCCUGGCCUGCUGAGUUCCUCCAGCAUUUUGUACAUGUUGCUUAAAUACUGUAUAGGUCAAUUCUGUUGCAUUACAGCUGCUCAGUGGCUCCCAUUAAUGUCAUUAUAUUUUAGGGAAGUAUUAAACACCCAGGUGUCCAAUAUUUAUCCUUCAUCACAAAACCACUGUUAUGAUAAUGAUUAAAUUACCUGUUUGAAUUUUUGCUGUAUUCAAGUUUCUCUAAACUGCUUUGGGAUCAAUGUAGUAAAGGGCUUUAUAGAAAUGACUUUAAUAUAAUGGCUGUUGCAAAAACUACAGAGUAAUCAAUCUGCUUUCCUUGUGCAUAGUUAUGACCCUCGAGUGAACAAACUAAUUGCAGAUUUAAUACAUCCUUAGUUUUUCAGUUGAAACAAUUCUCAUUUCUCAACAAUGAAGCUAAAUUGCAAUGUUGCCCAAAAGAAAGUGUCAACUUAGCCAAAUGCAAAAUAUUUAGCACCCAAUUAAAUACGUACUUCACCUGCAAAUAUCUCCAGUCAUUGGUCAGAGGCUGUUUUGCAGCCAUGCUUAAAGUACUUUUCCUUUUCACAGAGAUUGAAACUACAGGGCCAAGCACCAAUAUCAGAGUACUGUAGAUUCUCAUUUGGCCACUGCAUUGGACAACAUUGCAUAAAGCACAGACAUCCAGUCCAAAUACUGAGGAAGAAAGUUCUCAUUGGACUAAACUGAGCCACAGCUCAAUGAAAUGGAACCAUUUUAUUGAUGAGUAAAGCACAAUGCCCUAGCCCUUAAACAGGGAAGGGCUAAAGCCCUCUGGUGGUGAUCAUUCUCAAUGUGCCUCUUGCUUUGAGCAUUACUGGGGACUGAGGGAAGAGCGAUACUAAGACAUGGUAGCCUGUCAGUUCCAAUUGGUUCCAAAGCCCCCACUUUUACUCAGUUGUAAUACAAUAAAUAAGCUGCACUGGAAGAUUGUACAUUGAAUUCAGGCCCGUAUUGAAUUCAUCCAACAUCCAGGAACUCAAGCCACAAAAAAAAUCCAAGACAUAAUUUACAUACCACCAUUGCUGCUUGUUUUCCGUGUGCAUGACUGACCUCUAGUGAUGGUGGAACAUUCCAACAAUACGAGACAGCACAAAGACAAUAUUGUAGCUUCCAGUCCCCGUUUAAGACCAAGUGCACCAAGUCCAACAUAGCUAUGAAUUAACAUCCUUGUGUACAAGCUACUGCUUAAGAAAUAUUUAAGCACACAAAAAAAUGUCUUCAAAAAUAAAGCACUUAAGAUUUUGUCAGCAUUACAGGCACAAGCACCUGUCGAAGUACUGGGUAUACAAAUAUGAACUUAACCAUCAGCUCCCACUGACAGUUUCCUUCCUCACCCUUUGUAUCGACAGAGUACCAAUUAUAUGGAGGUUCUAAAAAAAUAUCUUCACCAGCUACCCAAAUUUUGGAGUAUUCAGCUCAAUUUGGAGGCAGGCUGUCUGGUUACAACUGCAGGAUUUCUCAAGAUUUUGAUAGUCAUAAUGACCAGAUGUCCAGCUUAAUUCCACCUUUUUUCUCCCCCUGGUUUAUGACAAUUUGGAGAUGAGACCUGUCUUGUACAUAUAAUAUCCUCACAUGCCUCACUGGCGCAUCAGGCAGCAACCUUGCCGUUUAGAGUUUGUCUGUUUUACGAGGCCGAGUUGCUAGGUUGACACUCAACCCAUGAUGGAUGGAAAGCGUGCAAGGAGCCAGCUGGAUUGGAACUGGGCACCUCAAAGUCUGGUGCAGAUGUCACUACACCACUAGCCAGCUAUGUCCUGUAUAUGCCAGAGAGGAAAGAGAACUACUCAUCUCAAAGAUCAGGUCUUAUUCAAUAGAAACUUCACCGACCCCACCCCCACAGGAACAGGACUAAGGUUUUCCACAUCAAAAGUAAUUCCAACUACAGGCCAGGCAAAAGGUAAUAACUGACCCAGGUCAGAUCCCACUAACCAGUCUUAUACCAGAGCUUUGCUCAUUUCUGAUCAAGAAACAGGUACUCAUCAAGAGGUGGGUUGUAACAAGUCUUCUCCAAAAGCAGGUUUACUGUUGUUGCUGUUUCAAAUCACAUUUGAGGGACAAGGCUACACCACUGCCAAGACAAAAUUGUCAUGUGGCUUCUGUGACAACUUGGUUAAAGAGUGGUUUCAGGUACCAGGUUUUUUUGAUGACGACAGUACGGGGCCAAAUACAGAUCU